ACAUUUACUGUGAUGAGUUAUGCCUAUAAUUUGAUCCAUCAUUAUGCGGAACUAUUGCGUUUUCUACUACAGGUUGUAUGGAAGGAUUUACAGAGUGGACUCGACCCGGCUUCCUGCUUGACUUACAUCUCCAGGAAAGAACAACAGUGCAGGUGGAGGGAUGAGCCUCUUCCCUGUGAUUGGCACAGAUGUGCCGGAAGCAGCCAAUGGGGUGGAUACACCAGGCUCCCCUGGAUCCUGUAAUGUGAAUGGCCCGUACACCCACGCCCCUAAUACCCCUGCACAGCUCCUGAAGUUUGGGGGUAGGGUGCCCUGUCCUGGACAGGGAUCCCUUGAUGAGACUGAGAACUGUGUGGAUGGGGAGAGCGCAUGCGAUGGACAAGAGAACCCCAUAGACACUUCUCACAACUCCACAACCCAUUCAGACACACAGCAACACAGCGACAUGUUCCCAGCCCAUCCCUCCCUCCCCCUUGCCACAUGCACAGCAGACACAGAGCCAGACCCACACGAGCCCCCCAAAGACAUGUCCCUCACUGGACCCUCCCAAACAAGUAUGCCCCUAAACGAGACUCUGUCUGGAGACUGGCAGCACACAGGCACUCCAUCCAAAGACACAGCCCCAGAGGGGGACACUCACAGUGCAGAUAAAAAGCAGUCCGAGACAAAGCACACAAAGCCUUCUAGCUUCUGUGCUGUAGAAACCGAAGAGGAAAAGGAGGUGGAGGUGGAAGAGGAGGAGUGUGAAAAGGAUGGCAAGGAGCAGCAUGCAGGAAACACACAGGCUGAAGUCUCAGCUGAGCUUACAGAGGAGCCCUCGGCAGCAGCUCCCAGCCCCAGCUCUGUCCCAGCCGAGGGGGGGGAGUCGUCAGGCAACAGCCCUUGUCCGCCCCACGUCAUGGCCCAGGUGCGCGUGCGGAACGUCCCAGAGCGGGAGCGCAUCGUCCGGGGCAUGCAGGACAGCAAGAGCCUGGACGAGAUCAGCCAGGCAUGCAUCGGAGGGGCCCGGGGUGGGGGUCGGGGGGGCCAGCCAGAGGGCCGCAGGGCCACCAUCUCCUCUGCCCUGGAGCUGGAGGGAACAGUCAGCCACGACGGGGACCUGACCCACUUCAUCUGCCGCAACCUGGAGCAGAAGAUCAAGAUGAGCUCAAAGCCCAGCCUGGACUGUGACUGCGACUCGGACUGCUCGGGUUCCAUCAGCAGUAGAGGUCGUGGGUCGUCGUCGGGGCGGCCGGUUGACAUCCCUCCCAUCGACCCUGCUGUCUUGGUGGACCUGCAGAGACACACAGAGGAAGUCGCCCACAGUGUGGAGCUAAUGAUGCGCAGCCUCAACGGAACCAUCCAGAACAUGACAGCGCUGAGUGUGGGCUACAUCCAGACCUAUAGAGACUCUGUGGACAGCCUGGGGGAGUCUGUGGACAUGAGCAUAAAGGGAAUGUACACACUGAUGGCGCGCUGUGAGGAGCUGGACCGCUCUAUGCAGCCCAUCCACACUCUGGCCGCCCAGAUCCGGGACAUCAAGCGCACCCUGGAUGCCCUUGAGGCCAUCUGCAAGUAGCCCCCCCUCCCUGGAAACUCCUCCCCCAGAGAUCCUCUUCCACUGCAGACCCUUUUCUAACCUAACGACCACCCUCCCUCCAUAUCGCCCUCCUGGAAUCACUGCUACUAAUCAUGCUAGCUUCAUGGAUGAUCCGCUCCUCACCUCUCCCCAUGUAGACGUCAUGCUUCAAACCCCUCCCCCACUCUCUCGGCUAGGAGCCCCUCCCCCUGACAGAACUUGAAGGAAACGGAGCACUUGAUGCUUCUCUUAUUGCCGUCCGACCCACCUGGUUCAGAUUGUACUAACUGCUGCUGCCCACACGGGGGCACUCUCUCUCUCGUAUGGAGAGUGAGCUUCAGGAACAGAUGAGAUGGUUUAGAUGUUAGUCACUUCUUAGGCAGGUUGCUUAACCUAGUGAGACGAGACACAGGUGAGGGUGUGGGGGGUACAUAUGUCGUAUAAAUGGCAGUCCCUCCAGAUGUCAUGUUACGUACCUGUUACCAACCGAAAGCCAUUCCCUGCGGAGCUCUCCGAUCCCGAGAUAAUAUGUUGCGCUUUAGGAGACUGUGGUACCUUCUGUCAUUUUACAGGUUGGCUGGUAGGUAGGUACUAAGUAGGUAGGCCUGUUCUUGAUAUCGAACAUAUCUAUUUUGCCUAAAUAGUGUUUGCCAUGGUGGGAAGUUGUGGACAGCCGUUACAUGUAGCGUGCCGUUACUGGCUUGUACCAUGAAGGACUUGAAUGCUACCAGAUGUCACCAGAUCUGCUGAAGCCCCACCUAGACGAGAAGGCAGCACCCUCACACUGGAUAUACAGUGCCUUCGGAAAGUAUUCAGACCCCUUGACUUUUCCCACAUUUUGUUUUACGUUACAGCCUUAAUCUAGAAUUGAUAAUUUUCUCCUCAUCAAUCUACACACAAUACCCCAUAAUGACAAAGCAAAAACAGGUUUUUAGAAUUUCUUUCUAAUUUAAAAAAUACAAUUGAAGCACCUUUGGCAGCGAUUACAGCGUUGGGUCUUCUUGAGUAUAACGCUACAAGCUUGGCACACCUGUAUUUGGUGAGUUUCUCCCAUUCUUCUCUGCAGCUCCUCUCAAGCUCUGUCAGGUUGGAUGGAGAGAGUUGCUGCACCACUAUUUUCAGGUCUCUACAGAGAUGUUCGAUCGGGUUCAAGUCCGGGCUCUGCCUGGGCCACUCAAAGACAUUGAGAAAUGUCCGGAGGCCACUCAUGCGUUGUCUUGACUGUGUGCUUAGGGUCGUUGUCCUGCUGGAAGGUGAACCUUCACCCCGAGUGUGAGGUUCUGAGCGCUCUGGAGCAGGUUUUCAUUUAGGAUCACUUCUGUACUUUGCUCCGUUCAUCUUUGCCUCGAUCCUGACUGGUCUCUUAGUCCCUGCCGCUGAAAAACAUCCCCACAGCAUAAUGCUGCCACCACCAUGCAUCACCGUAGGGAUGGUGCCAGGUUUCCUCCAGACGUGACGCUUGGCAUUCAGCCCAAAGAGUUCAAUCUUGUUUUCAUCAGACCUGUCAUGUGUUUUUUUUUUACUGAGGAGAGGCUUCUGUCUGGCCACUACCACAAAGGCCUGAUUGGUGGAGUGCUGCAGAGAUGAUUGUCCUUCUGGAAGGUUCUCCCAUCUCCAUGGAGGAACUCUAGAGCUCUGUCAGUGGCUAUUGGUUUCUUGGUCACGUCCCUGACCAAGGCCUUUCUCUCCUGAUUGCUCAGUUUGGCUGGGUGGCCAGCUCUAGGAAGUCUUGGUGGUUCCACAAUUCUUCCAUUUAAGAAUGAUGGAGGCCACUGUGUUCUUGCGGGAUCUUCUUUGCUGCAGAAAUGUGUUGGUACCCUUCCCCAGAUCUGUGCCUCGACACAAUCCUGUCUCGGAGCUCUACGGACAAUUCCUUCGACCUCAUGGCAGGGUUUUUGCUCUGACGUGCACUGUCAAUUGUGGGACCUUAUAUAGACAGGUGUGUGCCUUUCCAAAUCACGUCCAAUCAAUUGAAUUAACCACAGGUGGACUCAAGGAUGAUCAAUGAAUACAGGAUGCACCUGAGCUCAAUUUUGAGUCUCAUAGAAAAGGGUCUGAAUACUUAUGUAAAUAUGGUAUUUCUGUUUUGUCAUUAUGGGAUAUUGUGUGUAGAUUGCUGAGUACUUAUAUUUAUGUAAUCCAUUUUAGAUUAAGACAACAAAAUGUGGCAAAAGUAAUGGGGUCUGAAUACUUUCCGAAGGUACUGGAAUGGAGGGAUGGGCUGUGGGACUAUAGACUUUGGGGGUGGCACAUGUUUGCCUGGGGAGGAAGAGAUGGCCUCCUCUCUAACUGCUCUUCAUCUCUGUACAAUCAAAAGCACCUCUGUACAUAUCUUUCUGUAACAAAGAAAUAAUUGAGCUGCCCUUCGUCCUGAGUGUAUAUUUUCAGAAGAUUAACACAAUAAAUUUACAUGAGCUGCAAAGAAUA
Messenger RNA from Oncorhynchus keta (chum salmon), 3985 nucleotides. RefSeq names its product BLOC-1 related complex subunit 6 (gene borcs6). The record is from RefSeq and is a predicted model, not a curated record. The transcript is spliced from 6 exons. Gene Ontology annotation, cellular component: BORC complex. Gene Ontology annotation, biological process: lysosome localization. NCBI's taxonomy places the organism in Eukaryota, Metazoa, Chordata, Actinopteri, Salmoniformes, Salmonidae. Bases 161 to 1558 code for a protein of 465 amino acids.